Messenger RNA from Cryphonectria parasitica EP155, 777 nucleotides. RefSeq names its product NAD(P)-binding protein. Gene Ontology annotation, molecular function: oxidoreductase activity, acting on the CH-OH group of donors, NAD or NADP as acceptor. The coding region runs from base 1 to 777 and encodes 258 amino acids. NCBI's taxonomy places the organism in Eukaryota, Fungi, Ascomycota, Sordariomycetes, Diaporthales, Cryphonectriaceae. The record is from RefSeq and is a predicted model, not a curated record. The transcript is spliced from 3 exons.
AUGGUAUCAGCACUGAUCAUCGGCGGGACCCGUGGCCUGGGAGCCUCCCUCGUCAAAGAAUACGCAUCGAAGUCAUCAAACACUGUCUUCUCCACUGCACGGUCUGGCUCUGGGCCCAAAGACUUUCCAGAGAGUGUACAAUGGCUAUCCAACAUUGAUCUCACCAAGUCUACCGUCGGUGACGACCUCGCCACGCAGCUGAGCGGAAAGGAACCGCUCGACAUUGUCUUCAUCACCGCCGGCCGCUUCACGACUGAGGAUUUCACCAAAGACAAGGGUCCCAACUGGGACGAAGAGGUGACCAUGUACACGACGAGCUCUAUCGCGCCCGUUUUCAUCGUCCACAAGCUUUCGCACGCGGGCCUGCUCAAGAAGGGGUCCAAGGUCGUGCUCGUUUCUUCCGAGUCUGGAAGCAUCACUCUUCGUCACGAAUCGGAGGGCGGCGGCAAUUACGCUCAUCAUGCAAGCAAGGCCGCGCUCAACAUGGUAGGCAAGCUGUUGAGCUUGGACCUGAAGGAUGAUGGGGUCAUAGUCAGUAUCGUACAUCCCGGGUUCAUGAGGACGGAGAUGACCAAGGGUGUUGGAUUUGAUAAAUUCUGGGACGAUGGCGGAGCUGUAACCCCUGAAGAAGCUGCCAAGAGCUUGGUGGAUUGGACAAAUAAACUGGAUAUCAGCAAGACGGGCGAGUACUGGGCUCCGAGGGGACCUGGCGACAUUGGUACUGCUGAGGCUACCCUCGGCAAGGGCCUAUCAACGCCGCUCCAUCUACCUUGGUAA